Molecule: messenger RNA, 1510 nt
Organism: Aethina tumida (small hive beetle)
Lineage: Eukaryota; Metazoa; Arthropoda; Insecta; Coleoptera; Nitidulidae
Gene: ITP
Product: ion transport peptide-like
Exons: 3
Coding region: 132-578 (148 amino acids)
Biological process (GO): circadian rhythm
Cellular component (GO): extracellular region
Molecular function (GO): neuropeptide hormone activity
Source: RefSeq, a predicted model, not a curated record
GUACAUUUUUUUAACUUGAGGAAACAGAAGGUAGUAGUUAGUUGAGUGCGGCGAAUCAUCGAAGGCUGAUCUAUGUCGGUACGUGGCGUAGCCAGAAUCAAAAUGUGUCCAACGUAUUGUUUUAGUUUCGGAUGACGGUGGUAAAAAGGCGAAUAAAUGCGUCGUUGGUGCGCCGGUUCGGGCGAUGUGCGUGGAAAUUGGAUCGUAGCGCAAAGAUGAGUCACCCAUUAUCACAGAGUGUAAGAAGCACUCAGAUCGUGGGAGUGUGCAUGGCAUUGGCGCUGGUCGUCCAAGUGGUCGUCGGUAGCCCGUCCCGGUCGCCCCUGUUGACCCACCAUCUAACCAAGAGGUCCUUCCACGCGAUAGAGUGCCAAGGCGUCUACGACAAGAGCAUAUUCGCCAGGCUGGACCGAAUUUGCGAGGACUGCUACAGUCUCUUCCGGGAGCCUGAAGUACACUCCUUAUGCAGGAACAAAUGCUUCUCAACCAAGUAUUUUCAAGGAUGUGUGGACAGUUUGUUAUUGACAGAUGAGAUGCCUGAAUUUAACAGAACGAUCGAGUACUUGAGCGGAUAUUGAGUGUACGUAAACGCGCAGCGUUGUCCUAAUAAGUCUAGUCUCCUUUCACCAUAGGCAAUGUAUUAAAUAAUUUUAGAUAUUUUGACAGAUUUUUUUUUAUGUACCCUUAUAAGUCAGUGGUGUAGCCUGAAUUAUCCGAUCUAAAGUCGUUCCAUGUUUAAUUGUAUGGAACGACUUUAGAUUCAAAUAUUCAUUAUCGAAUCAGGUCUAUGUAAAUUUAAAUUCAUAUUGUGAGGAUGGAAAAUAUGUCAGUUUCACGUGAAAUGCUUAACUGUCGCGCACAAUCAAAUCAAUUUGAUAUAUUUUUCAUCUGGGAGUAUUUUUCAGCUAUUUUAAACAUUUCUGUUAGUUUUAGUGAUAAAGUUAGAUCUGACUACAUGUAUGACGUUAAACAACGUUUGCCUACAUGUAAAGUUAUACAUAUGAACAUCACCAUAGUAUUAAAUGAAAAUCGCGCGUACGUAAAUAUAUCAGUAUUUAAUUUAUUUCCAUUUUUCCCAACAUUGAAUUAUUUUAUUGGCUGGUAAAAUAAUUCGUCUGAUCAUCAUUCUUUAUUUAAUUCAUUUCAAUCAUUCAGCUGAUAUAUUUAUACAAAGAAAUAUUUAUUAAUUAUUGUUGAGAUUAUUUUUAUUAUUUAAUUAAAACUGACAUUCCGAAAUCAGUAUUUUUGAAGUUGUCAUUAGGAAUUUGUACCUCUUCAUUUAAUCUGUAGCUUGAACAUUACAAAAUUCAAAGUGUCCUUUCAGAAUAUUUACAAUAGACCGAAAAUAUAUUUUUGUACUGUAACAUUAAAGUAGUUGUUAAUAUAGGGAACAGUCUAUUUGUAUAGUUACUUUUACCGAUGGCAGUUUAUUUUUUGCAAAACUUCACAAUUGUUAAAUGGCAGCUUCGACUAAAUAGUACUAUUAUUGAUAAAAUAUUUUGAAAAUCAA